GCCUGGAAAAGAAGUGAGGAAUGGGAUGAGAGGGUGCGCUUCUGCUGGGUGUGUGGUCUGAGGACGCAGGUGAGACUCCGAGGGGCGGAGCCAGGGACGGUGGGAGGGAUCCGAGUCCCGGGCCAGGGUUCCAGAGGCCAGCUGCGCGGUGCGGUCAGUGGAAGCGGGAGCUGGGCCAUGCGGGUGUCCCUGGGUGCGCUGGCGGGCGUAGCGGCGCUGGCUGGGGCGCUCAGCUUCGUGCUUCUGGCGACCGCCAUCGGCACCGACUUCUGGUACAUCAUUGACACCCAGCGGCUGGAGAGCGCCCGCCUGGGGGCUCAGGGCGGUGCGUGGGGCGCCAACCACAGCGAGCUCGAGCCUUUGAGCUCGCACUCUGGUCUCUGGCGGACCUGCAGGGUCCAGAGCCCGUGCGCGCCACUGAUGAACCCCUUUUGGCAGGAGAACGUGACGGUCAGCGACUCUAGCCGCCAACUUCUCACCAUGCACGGGACCUUUGUGAUUCUGCUUCCACUCAGCCUGAUCCUGAUGGUGUUUGGGGGGAUGACAGGGUUUCUGAGCUUCCUCCUUCGAGCCUCCCUCCUCCUCCUGCUCACAGGGACCCUCUUCCUCUUUGGAGCCCUGGUCACCCUCGCCGGCAUCAGCAUCUACAUUGCAUAUUCUGCCGCCGCCUUCCGGGAGGCACUGUGUCUCCUGGAGGAGAAGGCCCUCCUGGACCAGGUGGACAUCCGCUUCGGCUGGUCCCUGGCUCUGGGCUGGAUCAGUUUCAUCGCCGAGCUGCUCACUGGGGCAGCCUUCCUGGCAGCGGCCCGCGUGCUCAGCCUGAGACGGAGGCAGGACCAGGCCAUCUGAGCCUGGGUGCCUUGUGGAGGGAGGGAGGCUGGCCUCGGGCCUCAUAGACCCACCUUGGUGGGCUCUGGCCUCUUGAGCCAUCAAGACCACCAGUGGAGGCCAGGCUGUGGACUGAGCUCUGGACCUGGCUGUCAUCCUAGAGCCUGUGUUGCCUGAGACGGUGUGUGCUGUGGGCUUAAGGAGGCCCAGGGCGUGCAGAACCAGUAAAUUAACAAGAACGAAUGCUCACCCAUAAACAGAACUUUACAGAUUGUAACCUCCAUGUACCUGCUCUGGCUUCAUUUCACCCUCACCUCUGCCCUGUGGAUCACCUUCUCUUUUUUGUUAAGGAAAUGGGAGACCAGAGAGGUUAGGUGAGCUGCACAAAGAUGCCCAGUGAGCUAGUUGCAUAUUCCUCUAUCCAGAACAGUGCCCAAUCCUUUAUCACAGCUUUUCUGAUCAGGUUCAUGGCUAGAUGUGGUUGCCCUGCGUAACUCAGACAGGUUAACUGACCAAUGGCACAGAGAGAAAGGGAUGCAAAUAUAACUGAAAUUCAGAUCUGCCUGAUUCCAAGAUGACUUUCUUUCCACUGCUACCAAUUCCUGUGCCACUCAAUUUUCUGUCUGUGUUUGAGUUAGGACGUGGCUGCUGCUUCCUGUGUAGUCUGGAAAAGCACAGACUGAGUGGAUUGCUCACAAAGCCCAUCCUGGGUGAGUGAACGUGGUUGCAAAAUCAGUUACUGGGCUGGAGAAAAGAAAGGGAAAAAUUUUUUCUCCAAGUGAGGUCAACCACUGCUGAAAAGGUGGUCUUUUCUGCCACCUGCUGGUCAUAUUAUUGAACUGCGCCAGAGAUAGGCUUCAUUAAUCAGUCCCCAUAUAAAAACAUAUGUUUUCAGCCCUCUGGGUGCCCAGCAAUGACUGGGGCAAACACUGCAAGGCAGGGGUUCUCAGCUGGGAUGAUACCUGCUCCCUCCAAUCUGAGACAUUUGUCUGGAGACAUCAUAUUUGGUUGUUACAACUGCAGAGGAGUGCUACUGGCAUCUAGUGGGUGGCAGCUGGGGAUGUUGCUCAGCAUCCUACAGGUCAGGUUGUAGGAUGGCCCUUGCAACAAAGAAUGGCCCAGUCCCGCAUGUCAGUGGUGCUGAUGUUGAGGCAUCCAGCUGGGGUAAUGAGAAUAAAUACGAAAAGAGACCAUGUGUGUGCCCAUGGAACUUGCAACUCGUGGAAAAGAAUCCCAUUUGUUCAAUAAAUAUUAACUAAACA
Phyllostomus discolor (pale spear-nosed bat) is the source of this 2090-nucleotide messenger RNA. RefSeq names its product transmembrane protein 114 (gene TMEM114). The record is from RefSeq and is a predicted model, not a curated record. NCBI's taxonomy places the organism in Eukaryota, Metazoa, Chordata, Mammalia, Chiroptera, Phyllostomidae. The transcript has 4 exons. The coding region runs from base 178 to 849 and encodes 223 amino acids. Gene Ontology annotation, cellular component: apical plasma membrane.